This is a messenger RNA of Sipha flava (yellow sugarcane aphid), 1095 nucleotides long. Its product is annotated as zinc finger BED domain-containing protein 5-like. The record is from RefSeq and is a predicted model, not a curated record. Lineage: Eukaryota; Metazoa; Arthropoda; Insecta; Hemiptera; Aphididae. The transcript has a single exon. Bases 25 to 1077 code for a protein of 350 amino acids.
GUAUGCACGGAUGGUGCUGCUGCAAUGGUUGGGAUAAUAAAAGGUGUAAUAACCAGAAUUAAAGAGGUAGCUCCAAAAUGUAAUAACAGCCACUGUGUUUUACAUCGCCAUGCGUUAGCAAUCAAGAAACUUUCGCCAAAUCUUAAAUCAGUACUAGACGUAGCUGAUCAGUGUGUGAACUUUAUAAAAUCACGCCCCUUAAAAACAAGGCUGUUCAAGAAGCUCUGUGAGGAAAUGGGAAGUGACCAUCAGAAUCUUCUUUUACGUACAGAAAUCAGGUGGUUGUCCAGAGGCAAAGUUUUAACAAGACUUUUUGAAAUGCGAGAUGAGGUAAAAAUUUUUCUGAAGGAGCAUACGAAAACAAAUCUUUUUGAAGGGUUUCAUGAUGAGAAUUGGCUCAUAAAGUUAGCUUAUCUCUCUGAUAUUUUCAACAAGUUAAACGAAACAAACUUGGGUUUACAAGGAAAAGAAACUUCGAUCUUUCAAGCCAAUGACAAGAUUAAAGUUCUCAUUGGCAAGUUGGAUUUUUGGGUCGAAUGUGUACAAGAAAAUGAUUUUUCAUGUUUCUCCAACUUGAAUAAAUUCUUAUAUGAAAAUGAGAGCUCAGUGACACCGAUAAAUACAGAAGAAAUAAAAGACCAUUUAAUCAAUUUAAAAUCCGGAUUACUUUCCCACUUUCCAAGAAUAAACGAAGAUUCUGAUAAUUUGUGGGUACAAAAUCCAUUUUUAAUUCAGAAAAAGCCAAAAGAACUAUCAUCCAUUGAAUACGAAAAUUUGCUUGAAGUAAAAUCUUCAUCUGAAUUAAAAAUCAAGUUCGAGUCACUUACAAUUGAGGAGUUCUGGAUCGCCAUGGAAAGUGAUUACGAACAAUUGUCCAUAAAGGCUAUCACCGUUUUAUUGCCGUUUACAACUUCCUACUUGUGUGAAACUGGCUUUUCAGCGUAUACAAAGACCAAGAAUAAGUUUCGAAAUCAACUGAACGCGGCUCCGGACCUACGAAUCCAACUUUCAGGAAUAACUCCAGAUUUAAAAACAAUUAUGAAGAAAACUGUAGAAAGAUUCCAAUCUUCUCAUUAAAUCUAUUUUAGAGUAAUA